AUGGUUAAAGGAAAAAAAUCAUUUGAAGAUUUGUGUACAGUAGACGAAGUAACGUAUGAUAAUUUCAGUUCAGCUUGCUUAGCAUUAGGGCUCAUUGAGGAUGAUUAUGAAUGGAGAAGGGCAUUAAAUGAUGGUGUUUUGUGGAAAAUGCCUCAAAGUAUUCCAAGUUUAUUUGUCAGAAUUCUAAUUCAUUGUCAACCAAUUAAUCCUCAAGAUUUGUGGAAUGAAUUUAAAGACAAAUUUUCUGAGGAUUACAGGAGAAUUCAUGAUAUUUUUGAAAGUCACAGUAGAGCUUAUUUUAAUAUCAAGUCUUUAUUAAUUGAAGAAGGUCAUAGUUUAGAAAAUUUUGCACGUUUUUAUGAACUUCAAAAAGAUUAUAUGCAAAUUCAAUUACAAGGUAACAAUAUCAAUUGUGAUAAUGAUAAUCUUCAGGGAAAUGAAAAAUAUGAACAAUUAAAUAAUAAGCAGAAGGAAAUUGUCGAUUAUGUUUUAAAUAUUUUUCAAAGUUCAACUGAAAUGCAGAGUAAAUGUUUGUAUAUCGAUGGACCUGGUGGUUGCGGUAAAACUUUUUUGUAUCAAACACUUUGGUAUUUGAUAAGAAGCAAAGGUGGUCGAGUUUGCAAUAUGGCUUUUACAGGAAUAGCUGCUACUUUACUUCCAAAUGCUCUUAUGUCACCUAAAUAUGCUUUAGAAAUAAUGGACAGGACUCUUAGAGAUAUUAUGAAAUCUAAUAUUCCAUUUGGUGGUAAAAUUGUAAUUUUAGGUGCUGACUUUAGACAAAUUCUGCCAAUUAAGGAACGGGGUAUUAGUAAUCCAGACAUUGUUAAUUACACAUAUGCCGAUAUUAUUCGAAAUAAAUGCUUCAAUGAGCUUUCAAAUUGUGCAGUAUUGUCCGCGAGAAAUAAAGAUGUAGAUGAUAUAAAUAAAAUGGUUGUUAAUUUGUUAGACAAAGAUGGAGAGAAAGUAUAUACAGGGGUAGAUAGUACUGACAAUUGCAAUAAUGACAAUAUUAAUGAUGUUAUUCUACCUGAAUAUUUGCUUACUGUUUCUUUAUGGGAGUAA
Molecule: messenger RNA, 1062 nt
Organism: Leptopilina boulardi
Lineage: Eukaryota; Metazoa; Arthropoda; Insecta; Hymenoptera; Figitidae
Exons: 4
Coding region: 1-1062 (353 amino acids)
Biological process (GO): DNA repair; telomere maintenance
Molecular function (GO): DNA helicase activity
Source: RefSeq, a predicted model, not a curated record